AUGGUGCUAAGACUGGCGAUACUUAUUGACGAUGCCGGCGAAACGUCUGGAAAUGUACCACGUCCACGAUCCGACUUUGGAAAUGAUGAGGCAUACAAUGGACUCCAGACUAGGUGCGUUCCUCUAAGUUUUCCUAUCAAUGCGACCAAGUUGGGAAAACGAGGUCAAACAACCUCUUAA
Molecule: messenger RNA, 180 nt
Organism: Protopolystoma xenopodis
Lineage: Eukaryota; Metazoa; Platyhelminthes; Monogenea; Polystomatidea; Polystomatidae
Source: the annotation of a GenBank genome assembly